AUGGUCUCCCAUGUUCAUGGGCAUAUAUUUAUGCCUCUGCUUCUGGCGGGGCUAGUCUUCAUGCUACAUUAUCAAAAGAAUAUCACUACUUUUGAUAGCUCUUCUGGUGGACCUAUUGUCUUAAAAGCAUCUUCACUUAUUGUGGCAUACUCACCGCUUAGCAUUCGUCAGGGAGGUGAUGGAAAACAUUUCAGUGGAUACUUUUUUGAUCUGGCUCUAGCAGAAACUGAUAAGCAAUUGGUAAAGUUGGACAAAAUAUACCUUGUCCCUGGGAUGCAUUUGGAUGAUGUGCUUCUUGGUGGACCUGAAAAGUGGAACAAUGGUGUUGACUUUGCUGAAACUAUGGAAAUCUUAAAUGAACAACAUGGUCACAUUGACAAUGGUGCUUCUGUGGAAAUGUUAUCUGAAAGCUAUAAGAGUUUGUACAGAGUUUCAUGCCAAAUGCAGGGAACCUAUAAAAUUGUUUUCAAACGUGGUAAUCUGGUUGGGGAUGGCCAUCCUCUGCCUGCAGUAGCAGAAGUUCCAUUGUCUCCUAUAUGUAGCAUUCCUGCCUCAAUUAUUAUGGUGAAUGGCCACUCUACAGUAAAUGAACGUGAAGUCAGACGGACUGCAAUUCAAGCUGACUGCAGCUCAGGGAGAAUUCGUGGCACCCCUGUUAUUGUGGCAAAUGGGCGCACCAUUAGAUUAGCUGCAAUUGGCAUUAGUAUCUCUGGAGAAGCUUUUGCAAACUCAUCUUCUCUUUAUUUGAGGUGGGAACUUAUCAGUUGUAAUGAGAUGGCUAAUUGGGAUGAUGCUGAUAAUUUAGAGAGGUCGGAGCACGGUUGGGAGAGAUUGACAAAAUUUAUGUCCAGAGCUUUAACUCAAGAAGUGAGACCUCAUCAACUGAAUUUGUUUCUAGAUGCAUAUGACGUUAAAUGUACAGUCCGUGCUACUACCAUUGGUUUCAGAGAUAACAUGGGUGGUCAUAAGUCUGUUCCAUUGCUUGAUAGUUCAGAGAAUGUUCUUGCAGAUGGUAUACAGCUAGUUUCUACACUAAUGGUCAGCCCAGAGUUCAAUCUGGUGUUUUUCGAUCCCAAUGCUAAGGUAAAUUAUAAAGCCAAAGGGUUUCAGCGAACGAGACAAUUGAUCAAACUCCUUGCACUGCUCCCACCGAUGACAGUCAACAACUCCCUUCUCUCCUCCCUCCCUCUUACCAAGCUCACUGCGAAAUUUUGA
Molecule: messenger RNA, 1215 nt
Organism: Prunus armeniaca (apricot)
Lineage: Eukaryota; Viridiplantae; Streptophyta; Magnoliopsida; Rosales; Rosaceae
Source: the annotation of a GenBank genome assembly